AUGUCGGAUGCAGGCCAAGGCUCGCCGAACGGCGCAGGGGGCGAUAUGGGCCAGACGCCGGCCGGGAACAACGAGCACUUAAACAUCAAGGUCACGGACGGGAACAACGAGGUCUUUUUCAAGAUCAAGAGGAGCACAAAAUUAGAAAAGCUUAUGAAGGCUUUCUGCGAGCGGCAAGGCAAGGACCCCAAAACCGCUAGGUUUCUAUUCGAAGGGCAGAAAGUGCAGACAGGCGACACACCAGAAUCGCUCGAGAUGCAGGAUGGCGACUCUAUCGAGGUUCAUCAGGAACAGAUUGGUGGCUCUGCGUGA
Molecule: messenger RNA, 312 nt
Organism: Cladophialophora yegresii CBS 114405
Lineage: Eukaryota; Fungi; Ascomycota; Eurotiomycetes; Chaetothyriales; Herpotrichiellaceae
Exons: 2
Coding region: 1-312 (103 amino acids)
Biological process (GO): protein sumoylation
Cellular component (GO): septin ring; nucleus
Molecular function (GO): protein tag activity; ubiquitin-like protein ligase binding
Source: RefSeq, a predicted model, not a curated record